AUGAUUUUUCAGUAUUGUAACGCGAGAGAGGCCCAAGGUGUGCGGCCGGUCAACGUGUCGGCAUUCGAAGAGUAGUGACGCUACUCCGAGGCGCCUUGAUCGAGGGGCGUAGUCCGAAAUUGAGGAUAAGAACAGGGCCUCGUGGCGAUUCUGUACGCGCAACAUAUAUCCCACUUCGGGUUCCGUGCUAUCCCGUGAGAAGAUUACGAGAGCGCGCACGUAAGAAUUGAAGGAGGAAGAGAGAAGCAAGUGGAGGAAAGAGAGAGCCAGUCGGGGGAGAUCGGUUUGACAAGCGAGCCACUGAGCUGCGCCACGAUACCGCAUAUACGAUGUCGAACCACUUUGCGUUUGACUCAUCGGUACUAUUUUAAUUUUGGAAGUUUAAGUGAAGUGUACGUGUGAAAUAAAACGACAUUGUGAUUUAUCGGUGAUUACAAGAAUCCUGCCAACAAGAAUCGUUGCCAAUGUGCAAUUCGGGGGACACUUCCUAUAUACAAAAGCUAGGUUAUCUGCAUCUUGGGGAUGACACCGCAGACGCUGGUGGUACGACAAGUACGAGAGUCUCAGGUUCCAGACCUGAGGCUCAAGUACCUCUAUCCAGAAACGUGAUUAACAGAAACGAUGCCAGAGCGUCUGGUAGACCUGUCGGUGCUAUUGAGAGUUUUAUCGAAGGCAAUUCUUCAGAUGUUUCUAGACAAGCAACCGCGAAUGAUUAUAAGUUGUAUGAACGUGAAAACAUCAUAGCUGCUUCACGAUUUGCUACUCCGAAACCAAUAGAACAAAUUAGUGCACAACAACAACAGCAGCAGAGUCAGGCUCGCGGAGCUCAUCAACAAGCUCCUGUCUAUGAAAAUAUAGAUUAUUUUCCACAGCAGACUCAACCACAUCCUCCUUAUUAUCAUUCAAUAGAAUCUAGAAAAAGUCCUAAAAGUAGUCCUAGAGGUUCCUUGGUUGGUGAUUCUUACGAAGGGAAUUAUAGAAAAGCUCAACCACAAGUGCCAACUGGCAAUCGUUAUCAAACUGUAUCACCGGCAAAAGAAUUACCUCCGUACGAGGCUCCACCAGUAUAUGAGAAUAUACAAGAAGUGCACUUUUCUGAAAACAUGCAAAAUAAGCCAGGGCCUCAAGUUCCAUCAAACUAUUAUCAUCCAGCAAAUAUCAAUGGCGGUGACUAUGUUGUUAUGACUGGAAAAGUGGGUCAGUCUAUGAAUCAACGCGGGCUAACACAAAAUUUAUCAUAUACUCAGCAAAGAAGUGGAAGUAUGCGUGGCCAGAAUUAUGAAAGUUCAAGUUUACAACGAUCACUUGAUUCAUCCGCAUCUAGGUACUUACAAAGUUCAUCCACUACCUCUUCGGAUCAUCAGGCUGGAAGAAGUGCUUAUGUUCCUCCUUCCGAAUUGCAACCACCAAACAGAAGCUUUAAUUAUAGCUCUGAUCAGCAACAGCAGCAACCUCCUAGAUCUGGUUUACCAUAUCACGGUGAAUCUCCUCCAGUACGCUUACAAUCGGAAUCUCAUCAUUAUCGCGGUUCAUUGGAAAAUGCUAUGAGUGGGCAGCAAGGAUUUCGUGUCACAAAUCAGAUUGAUAAUAAUCAACCUUCUCAAUUUCGCCAAGACAAUACGCAAAAUUAUAAGCAGUACAUUGAACCUUCUUCAAGAACUACAAAUACAAAUUUUACAGGGGAAUCACAAACUAGAAAUUCUCCAGUAUAUGGAAUUCGUCCAGGAGAACAAACAGCAUGUCGUUACUCUCCAAAUCGUACAAUAUCUCAGGGCGAAAGAAAUUAUCAUCAUCAAGAAAAUCGAUCAGAUUUCCCUGCAAGAAAUUCUCCUGUUUAUUCUUCUAAUCGCUCGACAGAGCACUUGAGAUUAGGUACGUUGCAACAAAAUGACAGGAAUUACAUAUCAGACAUAUCAGAUCCUGCAACUACAAGAAGUUCACCCCUUUACUCUCCAAGUCGAAGUGAUUCCAUCAGAGCCAUUAUUGCUAACAACAAUGUAGCAAGAGAAUCACCAAAAACAAGUCCAACACAUGCUCAAAUAUUAUCAGAUAUUGCUGCACAAAAUAUAACUAAUUCAUCUAGACGUGGAUUGCCUUCUUCAUCCAGUUUUAUUGGAAAUCCUGUACGUGGACAAGUUCAGACAGCUGUCUCUACUGCUUCAACUGCAACGAAUGAAAUAGACAUCAAUGCUGGUCCUAGAAUCACUAGCCUUCCUCCUGGCGUCACUAGUGGAGUUGCUGGACCUGUACUUUUAAAUGCCGGUGUACCUGUAUUGCAAAAAUCUUCUGAGCCGGAGAGGGAAGAGAGAAAAUCCGUUAGUCCACCAAUGAAGCCGGGAAAAGGAUUGUUACCCUACAAUGUCAUUUCCAGACCCUCGGGACCUACGGAAGCAGAAAGAAAGAUAGAAGAGAUGACGAGACAACUCGAAGAGGAAAUGGAAAAACAGGAGGAAGAAGGGGAAUACUUCGGUAUUUGCCAUACAUGCGGCGAAAAAGUGACCGGUGCCGGACAAGCUUGUCAAGCAAUGGGCAACCUCUAUCACACCAAUUGCUUCAUAUGCUGUUCCUGCGGAAGAGCGCUCCGUGGUAAAGCAUUCUACAAUGUUCAUGGGAGGGUUUACUGCGAGGAAGAUUAUUUGUAUUCUGGUUUCCAACAGACGGCCGAGAAAUGUGCAAUUUGCGGCCACCUCAUCAUGGAAAUGAUAUUGCAAGCGAUGGGCAAAUCGUAUCACCCAGGUUGCUUCAGGUGUUGCGUAUGCAACGAGUGUCUUGAUGGUGUUCCUUUCACGGUCGACGUCGACAAUAAGAUUUACUGCGUGAAUGAUUAUCACAGAAUGUUCGCGCCCAAAUGCGCGUCUUGCGGAAAGGGAAUCACACCGGUUGAGGGAACUGAGGAAACGGUUCGGGUAGUCUCCAUGGACAAGGACUUUCAUGUGGACUGCUACGUUUGCGAGGAUUGCGGUAUGCAAUUGACCGACGAACCGGAUAAGCGGUGUUAUCCACUCGACGGUAGGCUUAUGUGUCGUGCAUGUCACAUCCAACGCAUAUCGCACACGCAACCGAGGGCACCGCAGCCAGUAUCGGCCAGCUAUCAGUUUAUGGGCUAAGUUACAUCAGUGGUCUCCAUUUUCCAAACUGCGCACGUAACGAUCAUCCGAUAAUACCGUAGGAAUCGAUUAAAUAAACCACGUGUAGCAUAAGAAUGGAAUAUUCGCGUCGGCUAUGAAUGCAUGAGAAAGAUCAUUAUAAAACAUUCGCACAGAUGAAAAUCGAUUGACGAUUCAAUAAUUAUAAAUCACGUCUUACUGAUCGCUAUAAGUCAUUGUUCUUGUUAAUCUGUUUAUGAUACAUGUUCAUACAGUCGCUGUAUACUCUCCUAAAGCGGCAGAUAUUGAUCAAAUUAAUAUCGAAGUUAAUAGUUGUGACAGCAAUAUUCGUGAUUGAUGUACGGCAAGAAAUAAUAGCCUAUUAUAACUAUCGCAUAUAUUAGAUUUGUUUUUUAUAAACAUCGAAAAGAUAGCAUUUUAGCUAUCCCGAUCUUUAAGAGAAAUAUGUCAUUUUGAAAUAACUAUACAAGACUGGAUGUUAGAAAACCGAAAUCAUUACACUGCCCUCUUGGUAUCAUUUUAAUCAAUAAACAUGGCAUAUAAACAUGAAUGCAAGGACACACACUUAGUUUUUAUCUCAUCGAAGACAAAAGCCGACGUAAGACUAAGUAAGUAGUAUAUUUAAUAUAUACGAAUCUUAUUUAUUUGUGAAUGGUUGUACGUACGUACGUACAUUGAUCAUUACAUUUGAAUGCAGUGGUCUCAUUAGGAUGAACGAGUUGCGCAGGCAACUGUGAUAUAGUAGCAUAAUAGUAAUAAUUAUAUUCGUAGUUAAGCAGAACUCCAUACUUCAUGCAUGUACAUAACAUCCAUCAUGUUCUUAUUACAUCUUUUUAUCGUGUUCAUCAUAAUGCAAAUUCCUGAACGGAAAUAUAUGGAUCUCGGAACUUGCAAAUUCCUGCGAACUUUUUCCAUCAGUCGUUUAAGUUUCAUAUUUCACACUUGCAAUAUUUAUUAGGACAAAUAUAGUGUUUACUAUACUACGUGUACGCGAAGACUCGCGCAACAUUAAAAUUUAUCGGUAUAUGACAAUAUAAUAUGACGAUACUAUGAGGGUUACAAUGAUGUAUGUUAGUAUUAGUGUAUUUGCGAUACAAAGACCUGGAAAAAUAUGUUUCAUGUACAUGAUACAUGAUAAGUGACUAUUAGCAUUGAAAGACGCACAACUCGAGCUGCCAAAUAACUAUUGUUAUUCUUCAUUAAUAACUGUAAUUAUUUCUAUUAUUAUAGUAUAUUUAAGUUCGCGCGUAUUGUAGAUAAAAGUAUAAUCCUAUUUAAAUUGCACAUAUGUAGUAUGUAUAAAUGACAAUCUUUCAAUAAAUAAAACAUUGUACAAUACA
Messenger RNA from Ooceraea biroi (clonal raider ant), 4447 nucleotides. RefSeq names its product LIM domain-containing protein jub (gene jub). Lineage: Eukaryota; Metazoa; Arthropoda; Insecta; Hymenoptera; Formicidae. The record is from RefSeq and is a predicted model, not a curated record. Gene Ontology annotation, biological process: negative regulation of hippo signaling; cytoskeleton organization; response to hypoxia. Gene Ontology annotation, cellular component: nucleus; adherens junction; P-body. Gene Ontology annotation, molecular function: transcription corepressor activity.